GGGUUGGGGGGGAUUUUUGUUUUUUUGUAUUUUUGGUGGUCGAAUCACUAUAAAGAUGAUUAAUUUGUGUUCGAAUCCACUUUAUGGGUUGUCUGUCAACAGAAGUGUAAUCAGCUCGCGUGGUAGUCGAAUCGGCAAUCGGUGGAAUCGUAUUGUGCUAACCGGGUGCCCACUAGUAGUGUUGUGGGACACGUCUCGCUGUGCUUAAGUGAAUGAAUGAAUAUGUAAGGGAGGAAACUACUGAAAUAUUCAGAAUUGGCUCCAAUAUGGAUUACAUCCCUUUACCCUCUGAGAAAAAGGAAAACAAAAGUAGACCAAACAGAUACUGUUAUAUUCGAAGCAAACGAGAUGAUCACUCCUCUUUUUUUGUUUUCCUUCACACUUGGAAUUCAUCAACAAGUGCAAGCUUGUGGUGGUGAAUAUAAUGCUUCGUACGGUUCCAUUACGUCACCAUUGUACCCGAGUCAGUACCCGCCUGAUCAGGAUUGUGUUUACAUAAUCAGAGCACCAACAGGAUAUCGGAUAACCUUGACAUUUCUAAGCUUUGAGCUGGCAGCUGAUAUUAUUGACUGUAAGCAGGACUAUCUACAGAUUAGAGAUGGCGGCUCAGGGACGUCUCCAUCUUUGGGUAUCUACUGCAACACCACAGGGUACACCAGACGAUCGACAUCAAACACCAUGUGGAUCAGAUUCCGUUCUGACUCGUCUCAGUCCGCAGGUGGCUUCCAUGCGAGCUACACUGCAGCCAUCAUCCCCUAAAGUUUCUCCUUGUUACCGCAUCUCUGCUAUCGGGGUAUCUGGGUGUUCACAACAUAGACAUCGACACGACCACCAUUAAUGAAAUUCCUCUCAAUGGACUACGAGACCCUACUGCUGUUGACUACGACCC
Molecule: messenger RNA, 889 nt
Organism: Pomacea canaliculata
Lineage: Eukaryota; Metazoa; Mollusca; Gastropoda; Architaenioglossa; Ampullariidae
Product: bone morphogenetic protein 1 homolog
Exons: 5
Coding region: 349-759 (136 amino acids)
Molecular function (GO): serine-type endopeptidase activity
Source: RefSeq, a predicted model, not a curated record